AUGUCUUCAAAAAAAUGGUUUGUAAUUGGUAUUUCGGGUACAACAUGUAGUGGAAAAACUUCUGUAGCUACCCAACUUCAUGAAAAGUUAAAAAACUCAAUAGUGUUACACCAAGAUAAUUAUUUCUUGUCGAAAGAUGAUCCACGACAUGUAUUGGUAAAAGAACUUAAUCAUUUUAAUUGGGAAUUAAUAACUAGUAUGGAUAUGGAAAAAAUGUAUUCAGAUAUUUUACAAUUAAUCGAAUCUUUUCCGAAUGAAAGUAAUCCUUCCGAAAUGAUCAACAAAAAUAUAUUAAUAUUAGAUGGAUUUUUGCUUUUUAAAUGUAAGGUUAUUUCAAAUUUAUGUGAUCGUAAAUAUUUCAUAACAUUAAACAAAGAACGAUGUUGGGAGAGAAGGAAAGAAAGAAAGUAUGAUCCACCAGAUGUUCCUGGUUAUUUUGAAAAAGUUGUAUGGCCAGAAUAUAUAAAGCACAAAGAUGAAUUAAUGAAAGACAAUGAUUUGUAUAAUACAAUAACAUUCAUUGAUGGAUCAAAAAGUAAAAAAGAGAUAUUUGAAAUAAUUUUUAACGAAAUAAAAAAAUUAUUAUCAUAA
Molecule: messenger RNA, 591 nt
Organism: Apis mellifera (honey bee)
Lineage: Eukaryota; Metazoa; Arthropoda; Insecta; Hymenoptera; Apidae
Gene: Nrk1
Product: nicotinamide riboside kinase
Cellular component (GO): cytoplasm
Source: RefSeq, marked validated